Messenger RNA from Triticum turgidum subsp. durum (durum wheat), 405 nucleotides. The record is from the annotation of a GenBank genome assembly. Lineage: Eukaryota; Viridiplantae; Streptophyta; Magnoliopsida; Poales; Poaceae.
AUGGCCUACGAGAUCAGUGAGAUCAAAAAAAUUGGCAUAGGUCUGGUGGGCUUUGGCAUCCUGUUCUCGUUCCUAGGUGUUAUCCUUUUCUUCGACAGGGGUUUGUUGGCUCUGGGUAAUAUUUUCUUCUUGACUGGAGUAGGCCUCCUUCUCGGUUGGCAAUCUAUGUGGCAGCUAUUUACAAAGAAGGCAAACAUUAAGGGAUCUGUACCUUUCUUCCUUGGUCUCUUUCUUCUAUUUGUCAGAUGGCCUGUUGCUGGUAUAAUCCUGGAACUGUAUGGAUCUUUUGUCCUCUUCAGUGGUUACGGGGCUCCUAUCCAAGCCUUCCUAUAUCAGAUUCCAAUCAUUGGAUGGAUUCUGCAAUGCCCCUUUCAGCUAUUUGGUCUGAGGCGUAAGCGUGCUUGA